Molecule: messenger RNA, 2808 nt
Organism: Macrosiphum euphorbiae (potato aphid)
Lineage: Eukaryota; Metazoa; Arthropoda; Insecta; Hemiptera; Aphididae
Source: the annotation of a GenBank genome assembly
AUGGAAUCUACAAACAACAUUCUUCCUAGAGAGACAGACAUACAAAAAGCCUAUGUUUUAAAAAAGUAUAAGAUAGGUUUUCCUAAGUGUGAACUGACAGCUGACCAUAAAAAUCAAACUAAUUGUGGCAAUCCACAUUGUUGUUAUAACAUUAAAGCAUUGCAUGUGAAUGAGGAACAAGAGUACAAGCUUCGAAAAACAGGUACUUAUGUCGGAUUGAAAAAUUUAGGAGCAACUUGUUAUAUCAACAGUUUUAUUCAACUGUGGUAUCAUAAUAUAAAUAUUAGAAAUACAAUAUUAAAUUGGAAUGAUGGUGAAAGUCCAAAUUCUAAUUUUGAAAUCUCAAAUGAGCCGAUGGCUGUAAUUCAUCAACUUCAAUUAAUAUUUGCCCAAAUGCAGUUUGGAAAACAAAGAACAAUAAAUCCUCAACCCUUCGUAAAAUCGUUAAAUAUUAACGUUAAUAUUCAAGAGGAUUCGGAAGAAUUUCAAAAUAGUUUAAUAACAUUUUUCGAGACAAAUUUAAAUUCACAAUCAAGUGUGUCUGUUAGAGAAAUGAUAAAAGACAAUUUUUUUGGUGAAUCUAACAGUGUAACUACAUGUUUAAACUGUAAAACUGAAUCAGUAACGACAUCACAAUUUAGGGAAAUUGGUUUAAACAUUAAAUGCUAUAACACCGUAACUGACUGUUUACAAGCGUAUUUUAAAAAACAAAAUUUGACAGGAAAAUAUGAUUGUGAGAAAUGUCAAAGUAAGCAAAACGCUGUUUGUCAAACUCUAUUAACUUCAUUACCAAAUUUAUUACAUCUUAAAGUCAUGCGUUAUGUGUUUGAUCACAAUCUGAAGAUAACAAAAAAAUUAAAUACUGUAAUUAGAUGCCCAUACACUGUAGACAUGGGAAAGUAUUUUGAUGUAUCGUAUGAAUCAUCAAAAGAGGAGCAUGUGUAUAGUUUAUAUGGAGUAUUAAUCCACAAAGGCAAAUAUGGAAAUUUUGGUCAUUUCAUUACACAUAUAAAAGAUUUGAAAACGGAACAAUGGUAUGAAAUGGACGAUGAAAGAGUGAAAAUGUUGAAUACUAACGAUUCAAAUUUGUACGAAGAAUGCAUAUUUAAGGAAUUAGCAUCAAUUGAAUCCAUCAACAUUUAUACAAACGAGUACAAAACAAAUAAUGCAUACAUGUUGGUGUACAUAAGAACUUCCACAGUAAUGAAAUUAAAAACCGAAUCAUCUGACUUCCAAUUGUCACCACAACUGGCUAAGUUCGUUGAGGCCCAAAACAAUUAUUAUAAAGACAGCAUAGCAUAUGAAAAGGAUAGUAUAGAAUCUGCAAAAUUUAUAUCAAGAUUAAUUGAAGAAAUUAAAUAUAAUGAAGUAAAAAAAGAUAAAGGCGAAGCCAUUGCGUACACCUGGCUAGAAUCAUUGGCAGAAACAAAACCUCCUGAGAAUGUUUUUAAAAUAAACAACACAUCCAUUGUAUGUCCGCAUAAAAAAUUGAAUCCUAAUACAUUACACUUAACCAAAUACAUUGGAACAAAACUUGCUGAUAAACUGUAUGAUUUGUAUCAAGGGGGUCCAAGACUUAAGUUAAAUUCGUCAUUAUGUGAUUUAUGUGUUAGAAAUAGAUCUGCCUUAUUAUGCGUGGACAAAUUAACCAAAGGACAUAAACAAUUAAUAUCCGAGAUUCAACAAUUUGACUCCUUAAAUGAUAAUAUAGAUGACAAAAAUAAUGAACAAACUUUUUGGUUAGGAAUACUAUCGUCUCAAUGUUGGAGGGUAAAAUAUAUGAAGAAGUUUGAAAAUUUUCUAAAACUUCACAAAAUACUUCCUAAAGUAACAUUGCCAAUAAACAAAGAAUUAUUAGUUACCACUUGUAAAUCGUUAAUAGAAAUUUUAGAUGAUACCCUUGUCAAUGUAGGUAUAGAAGAGAAUAAUAUUGAAACAGAUGACAGCACAGACAGUACAUUAUUUGAACCUGAUUAUAAUAUUAGUUUGUACAAAUUUAAAGAUAAUAUUAUGAAUAAUUACUUUGAAAAUUUAGAAAUUGAACGCACUCGCAUAAUGCUCCAUUUGAAUGUCAACGUUGAUAAUUUUAUAGACAGUAUUUUUGAUAUAGAAAAUACAGAAAAUGUGCCAUGGACAUUGAACGAAGAUAUAACAUGUCCACAUGGUAACUUAUGUAUAGCUGAAGAGACAAUGGUAUUAGUUCCCCGAGAAGUGAAAACUAUAUUUCAACUUUACUUUCCCAAAGUUGAACUUUUUGCUAAAAACACCAAACCAUGUAGACGGUGUAAGGCAUAUUAUAAAAAUGUAUUCAAUCCGAGAAUGAUAAAUUUUAUGAGUGGUGCUGUACAGAACAAAUAUUUAGGUCCUUUAGUAUGUGAUAAUUUAAGACCUUAUCACACGGUAGAAAAUGUUCCAUAUUUUUGCAUUCCCAAGGACUUUAUUAUAUCUUGGCAACAAUUUGUUGCCAACCCUCGUGAAAAACUCAAGCCCAUAAUGAUUAAUAACAAAUCCCUCCUUUGCCAAGAUCACAAUGAAUUGUUAUUUGAGCCAACACCUAAUUUUGUCGCAACAGAGCAGAGUGUAUCAGUGAUAAUAACUAAAGAAGAAUGGUUAAAUCUGUUAGAUUUUUAUCGAGCUGAUUGUGGAGUAUUUGCCUAUUUUGAUAAAUAUGGAAUAUUUAAAAAUUCCAUACCAAAAGUGUGUGGGAUAUGCAAUCCGGGCAAAGUAAGAAAGUUUGGGGAUUACAUUGGAUUAGAUGGAUUACGUCAAUACAAAUUUAACCAAAAACGUUGCUGUAGAAGGAACUGA